Oxyura jamaicensis (ruddy duck) is the source of this 4030-nucleotide messenger RNA. RefSeq names its product adhesion G protein-coupled receptor A2 (gene ADGRA2). Gene Ontology annotation, cellular component: plasma membrane; Wnt signalosome. The transcript is spliced from 19 exons. NCBI's taxonomy places the organism in Eukaryota, Metazoa, Chordata, Aves, Anseriformes, Anatidae. Gene Ontology annotation, molecular function: protein binding; G protein-coupled receptor activity. Gene Ontology annotation, biological process: positive regulation of canonical Wnt signaling pathway; G protein-coupled receptor signaling pathway; central nervous system development. Bases 3 to 3905 code for a protein of 1300 amino acids. The record is from RefSeq and is a predicted model, not a curated record.
CCAUGCGGGGCCGGUGGCGGGGGGCGGCGGCGGCGCUGGCGCUGCUGCUGCUGGCGGCGGGCGGGGGGGCGGCGGCGGCGAGGGGCUGCCCGGUGCAGAGCCUGGGCUGCAAGUGCGCGGCGGAGCGGCACAAGGCGAGCGGCCCCCCCGCGCCCCGCCGCCGGGUGCUGUGCAGCGGAGGGGGGCUCCCGGCGCCGCCCGAGCCCCGGCUGCUGCCCGACGGCACCGCCACGCUGCUCUUGAGCAACAACAAGAUCACGGUGCUGGAGAACGGCUCCUUCUUUGGGCUGCGGGCUCUGGAGAAGCUGGACCUGAAGAACAACCUGAUCAGCACGGUGCAGCCCGGCGCCUUCCUCGGCCUCCCUGAGCUGAAGCGCCUGGACCUCUCCAACAACCGCAUCGGCUGCCUGAGUGCCAGCGUCUUCCAGGGGCUCUCCAGCCUCCUCCGGCUCAACAUGUCAGGGAACAUUUUCUCCAGCCUCCCGCCCGGUGUCUUCGACGAGCUUCCCUCGCUGAAAGUCGUGGACUUCGCCACCGAGUACCUGACGUGCGACUGCAACCUGCGCUGGGUGCUGCCCUGGGCCCGCAACCGCUCGGCGCAGAUCUCGGACCGGACGCUGUGCGUCUACCCCCGGCACGUGCACGCGGUCCCGCUGCGCGGCGCGCGCGACAGCCAGCUGCGCUGCGUGGGCGCCCCGGAGCUGCACACCCACCACCUCAUCCCGUCACUGCGCCAGGUGGUUUUCCAGGGCGACCGGCUGCCCUUCCAGUGCACCGCCACCUACCUGGACAACAGCACCCAGAUCCGCUGGUACCACAACCGCGAGCCGGUGGAGGAGGACGAGCGCACGGGCGUCAUCGUGGAGGAGAGCCUCAUCCACGACUGCACCUUCAUCACCAGCGAGCUCAUCCUCUCCAACAUCCACGUCUCCGCCAACGGCGAGUGGGAGUGCGCCGUCUCCACCUCCCAGGGCAACGUCAGCAAGAAGGUGGAGAUCGUGGUGCUGGAGACCUCCGCGUCCUACUGCCCCGCCGAGCGGGUCACCAACAACCGCGGGGACUUCAGGUGGCCCCGCACCUUGGCGGGCAUCACCGCCUACCAGUCGUGCCUGCAGUACCCCUUCGCCUCGGGGCCAGCGAGCGGGGGCCCGGCGGCGGAGAAGCAGGCGUCCCGGCGCUGCGACCGCGCAGGGCGCUGGGAGGAGGGCGACUACUCCCACUGCCUCUACACCAACGACAUCACCCGUGUGCUCUACACCUUCGUGCUGAUGCCCAUCAACGCCUCCAACGCCCUGACCCUGGCCCACCAGCUGCGCGUCUACACGGCCGAGGCUGCCAACUUCUCGGACAUGGUUGAUGUCCUCUACGUGGCCCAGAUGAUAGAGAAGUUUAUUGGCUACGUGGACCAGAUCAAACAGCUCACGGAUGUGAUCGUGGAGAUGGCCAGCAACAUCAUGCUGGUGGACGACCACAUCCUGUGGAUGUCGCAGAAGGAGGAGAAGGCCUGCACCAGCAUCGUGCGCUCCCUGGAGAAGAUCGCCGCACACACGCUCAGCAGCAACUCCCAGCACAUGGCAGUGAACUCACGCAACAUCGCCUUUGAGGCGUAUGUGGUGAAGCCCGAGAGCUACGUGGGGCUGAGCUGCGUGGCUUUCCAGCGGCAGGACGGGGGUCCCGCCGGGCGCAGCCCCCCGGCCGAGCGGGCGGCCGAGCCGCAGCCCGACCAGCAGCUGCGGCUGCGCUGCACCACGGGGCGCCCCAACGUCUCCCUGACCAGCUUCCACAUCAAGAACAGCAUCGCCCUGGCCUCCAUCCAGCUGCCGCCCAGCCUCUUCGCCAGCCCCGUCCCGCCGGCCCCGCUGGCCGACUGCAAGCUGCAGCUGCUGGUCUUCCGCAACGGAAAGCUCUUCUGCAGCACCGGCAACUCCUCGCGCCUGGCGGACGACGGCAAGCGCCGCAGCGUGGCCACGCCGGUCAUCUACGCGGGGACGUACGGCUGCGGCGUCGGAAACCUGACGGAGCCGGUGGCCGUGUCGCUGCGGCACCCCGGGGAGGGCGCAGACCCCGUGGCCGCCUACUGGAACUUCGAGGUGCUGGGGGGCAUGGGGGGCUGGAGCGCCGAGGGCUGCCAGCUGGCCGCCCGGGAGCCCAACGUCACCUCCCUGCACUGCCGGCACCUCAGCAACGUGGCCGUGCUCAUGGAGCUGAGCGGUUUCCCCAGCGAGGCGCGAGGCCCCGUGGAGGUGCUGCACCCGGCCAUGUACACCUGCACGGCCGUGCUGCUGCUCUGCCUCUUCACCACCAUCAUCACCUACAUCGUCAACCACGGCACCAUCCACAUCACGCGCAAGUGCUGGCACAUGCUGCUUAACCUCUGCUUCCACAUCGCCAUGACGUCCGCCGUGUUCGCGGGGGGCAUCACCCUCACUGGCUACCUGAUCGUCUGCCAGGCGGUCGGCAUCAUUUUGCACUACUCCUCCCUGUCCACGCUGCUGUGGAUGGCGGUGAAGGCCCGGGUUCUGUACAAGGAGGUGACCUGGAGGGCGCCCCGGCAGCCGGACGGGGACGCGGCGCAGCCGGCCCCUCGGCCCAUGCUACGGUUCUACCUGAUCGCCGGCGGCAUCCCGCUCAUCAUCUGCGGCAUCACGGCAGCCGUCAACAUCCACAACUACCACGACAACAACCCCUACUGCUGGCUGGUGUGGCGGCCCAGCCUGGGCGCUUUCUACGUCCCCGUGGCCUUCAUUCUGCUCGUCACCUGGAUGUAUUUCCUCUGCGCCGGGCUCAACCUCCAGUGCCGGCCUUCCCCCCAGAAAGAAGUCCCCGAGCCGCUGGAGACGCCGCCAAGGCUGGGGGGCGGUGGUGGCGACCUGCUGACGGACUCGGGCUCCAUCUCGGUCACGCUGAACUCGGGGCCCUCGUGCCCCGAGGCGGACGGCGUCUACUCCCUGAAGGUGCAGCUCUGGGCGCUGGUCACCACGCACGCCUUGUACGUCGCCCUCUGGACGUUCGGGGCCGUGGCCGUGUCCCAGCGCUGGUACCUGAACAUCAUCUUCAGCUGCCUCUACGGGGUCACGGCCGUGGCGCUGGGGCUCUUCAUCUUCAUCCACCACUGCGUGCGGCGCCGGGACGUGCUCAGCUCCUGGUUCUCCUGCUGCCCCUCCUACAGGGACGCGCUGCCCAUGCAGGCCUACGUCCACCCCGGCGCGGCAGCCUUGGGCGGCUCGCAGGUCUUCAUCGGGUGCGACCCGGAGGCGGCCCGCUCCGCCGAGUCGUCCUCCUCGCCCAGCAGCGCCGGCUCGGCCGCGGGCCGCUGCAAGCUCACCAACCUGCACGUGGCCCAGAGCCAGGCCGAGGCCCGGCCGGCCUCCUGCGAGGAGCCGGAGCCCGACGGCAAGAGCUCCGGGGCGGGCCGGCACGCCAGCAACCUCCACGGGCGCAGGACCCACAAGGGCAGAACUAAGCAGUACCGGGAAGGGAAGCACCACCGCUUGAAAAUGCUGCGGGGCCCUUCCUCGGAGCAGCCCUCCAGCGAGAGCGGGAGCGUCCACAACAGCCACUCGGAGAGCUACCACAGCAGCAGGAACAGCCCCCUGAACGGCAGCCGCGCGGGGCUGCGGCCCCCGGCCCCCCAGGAAGGGGAGACGGCGCCGAGCCAGUCGGAAGGCAGCGACGGCGGGCGGCGGGCGCCCGACUUCACCGAGGCGCGGCGGAGGAGCGCCAGCAGGGACAACCUGCGGCAGGCCGGCGCCGUGGAGAAGGAGACGAAGCGCCGGUCCUACCCGCUCAACGUGGCCAGCCACAACGGCGGCCUCAAGGGCAGCAAGUACGACGUUAACCUCGCCAGCGCCGACAGCGUGGCCGGGAUGAGGACCGGCCUUUGGAAGAGCGAAACCACCGUGUAAGGGAGGGGAAGGACCCGACGGCCGCGGCGCUGGAGCGCGUCCCUCCCCGGGCGGCUCCGGGAACCGCGGCCGGAGCUGCCGGGGGCGUCCUCGCGGGGCUGCGAGCGUCGCUCCGUGCACUACGC